Molecule: messenger RNA, 1653 nt
Organism: Drechmeria coniospora
Lineage: Eukaryota; Fungi; Ascomycota; Sordariomycetes; Hypocreales; Ophiocordycipitaceae
Product: F-box domain-containing protein
Exons: 5
Coding region: 1-1653 (550 amino acids)
Molecular function (GO): protein binding
Source: RefSeq, a predicted model, not a curated record
AUGACGGCAUUGACGUCGCUUCCGCCCGAGAUCCUUCAUCACAUCUUCCGCUGGCUCUGCCCGCGUGAUCUUCUCCUGCUACCCCGCGUUUGCCGCCUGUUCUACGGAAACGUUCGAGGAAACGUAAAGCUCCAUCGCGAUGUGUAUCUGCUCACCUACGAUGCACCGGCCGAUGCCCAGCCGGACUGGGAGACGGCCCUCGACGACCUGACCAAGCUCGAGGCGAUUUGCCACCGCGACACGGCGGCAGAAAAGGUAGUUCCGUGCCAUCGUUGCCUCUCGCUCGUCGACGCUUACUUGCCCUGCCCGCUCCGUCAGGUGGCCGAACUCGACUUCGUAUCGCGAACCGUCAACCGCCUGCUCCGGCACGCCUCCUCCCAGGGGCAAACGACGGACAACUCGUACACGCACUGCGAAUCCCGCAACGCGAGCUUCCUCGCCGAGCUCUUUGCCGAUCAAAGCACGUGCGAAGCCUUCCUCCAGCGCUCCUCUCUCUUCGAACGGGUCCGGAACGAGCACCACCUGCCCAAGCUGCGCGGGUCGACGCCCGCCUUCCACCACCAGCAGAGCGCCAAGCUUCACUGCCUCUACGGCAAACCCAUCCUCAACAUCGGCCGCCUCCGGUCGACGCGAACCUAUCCCUACGCCGUCUCCAAGGUUUACGACCUGCGACAGUACACGGACCGGACGAGGUGGGGUCCCUUCAUGGACGACGCCACCGAUCGCGUCGACUGGGAGAGGGUCGAGGCCAUCCUCAUCGUCCUGGGAUACAACAUCACCAUGAGGCGUCUGACGAAGCUCUUCGCCGACGUGUGGGACACUCCAUUCUCCGGCUCGUGGCCCAAGAGCUACAUGCCGGCGCCGAGAGCGCCUCUCCCGCCCCUCGAUGCCGAGGAUCCCUUUGGCGUCACGGGCACCUGGUAUCGCAUCGUCUGCUUCCUCGACUACAACGACUUCUUCCACUUCAACUUUCCCGUCAACGACGACGUGCUCGACGACACGCCGAGGCCGGCCUUCAACGUCGGCGAGGCGACGCGCCUCAUCAUCAUGAGGACGCACAUCACGGCCAUCGAGCCGCCGGGCCCCGAGGACGGGCAAGGGAUGCCGGUGGUGCGCUUCGUCGGCGCCUCCCGAUCCCUCGACGAUUCCUGGGACGACAAUGCCAGUUCCGACCUCCGAGAAUUCACAUCCAAAGGCACCGUGCGUCUGACCAAGGAAGGCGAGGUGAGGUGGACGACGGUUUCCAUCUUCCACGGCGAGGAACGGUGGAGAAGCGAGGGCGUCCAGAUCGGCGGCGUCCAAUCGGCGCGGGGUGUCGUCGGACACUGGUUCGACAAGGAUUACGAUCCGCAAGGUCCCGUCGGCCCGACGGCAUUCUGGAAGGCCGGCGACGCCGAGGGCACCACCGACACGAUACAGGGCCUGCUGUCGAGCGACUUCCUGCUGACGUACAGCGCCAUCGCGUCCAUGGACGAUUCCGACCCCGAGGCCGAGAUGGACUACGAAGACGACGAGCUCGACGACGAGCUCGACAUGGACGACGAGCUCGACAUGGAACCCAUCUCCAACGAGUUGCCGGGGCUGCUCAUGGAUGCCGAGCGCGAGGUGGCCGACAUGGUGCAGCAGGCAGACCAUUCGGACGGCUGGAGCUAA